AUGGCAAAUACGGGUUUAUUGCCAUUUGUUCGAGGUGUAGACUUCACCUGCAAUGAUUUCAGCGACGAAAAAUUUCCCGAUGCUAUUCGAUACAUGACCGGUCUUCAAUGGCUCCGGCUAGACAAGACAAAUCUGACUGAUAUCCCUGAAGAACUUGGGAAGCUUAUGAAAUUGGAAAACCUUUCAUUGAAGAAGAAUGGCUUGGAGAAGUUAUUUGGUGAAUUGACUGAACUGAAAUGUCUAAGGUCACUAAAUGUGAGACACAAUAAGGUGAAAAGCUCAGGGAUACCUGUGGAACUGUUCCGUUUGGAAGAACUCACCACCUUGGAUUUGUCUCAUAAUAGACUGAAGGAAGUACCUGAAGGGCUAGAAAAAGCCAAAUCAUUACUAGUUUUAAAUCUCAGCCACAAUAAAAUAGAGAGCAUCCCACCUUCCUUGUUUGUACAACUGACAGAUUUAUUGUUCCUGGAUCUUUCUAACAACAUGCUUGAGACUCUUCCACCUCAGACAAGGAGGCUGGCAAACCUCCAGACUCUUAUACUCAAUGAUAAUCCUCUGGGAGUGUUUCAAUUGAGGCAACUACCCUCUCUUCAAAGUCUAGAAACAUUGCACAUGCGUAACACUCAACGUACACUAGCGAAUCUACCGUCGUCUCUUGAUACUUUAUCCAAUCUGAGUGACGUAGAUCUUUCCAAGAAUGCCCUAACUAAAGUGCCUGACGCGCUGUAUUCGCUUCUCAGUCUGAAGAGAUUGAACCUGAGCGACAAUGAAAUCACUGAAAUAUCUGCUGCGAUGGACAACUGGCAGAAGCUAGAGAGCUUAAACUUAUCUCGAAACAACCUAACUGCUCUACCAGCUUCAAUGUGCAAGCUACAGAACCUGAGACGACUACACGUAGACGACAAUAAAUUAGACUUUGAAGGGAUACCAUCGGGUAUCGGGAAGCUUGGGAGUCUUGAAGUGUUCUCUGCUGCCAAUAAUGUUCUAGAAAUGAUACCUGAAGGACUUUGCAGAUGUGGUUCGUUAAAGAAACUAAACCUUAGCUGCAAUAAACUGAUUACACUACCGGAUGCCAUCCACCUAAUGAGUGACCUAGAAAGCCUUCAGCUUCAUGGUAAUCCUGACCUGGUUAUGCCGCCGAAACCUGUGGAGAGGCCUAGAGGCGCCGGUGUGCAAUACUAUAACAUUGAUUUCUCACUACAAGCUCAACUGCAACUAGCCGGAGCUGCUACUAAUGAACCAACCACGCCAAGUGUAAAGUCAGACCCAAUAGCCCGUAAGUUGCGUUUACGUCGAGGCCGCGCCGAACCGGAACAACGCGACUCGGCUCUAAUAUUGCGAGGCAUGCAGGAGCAAGCCAACACUCAACAUAACGACCAAAGCCUGGAACAACCAAACUCGGAGCUAAAACCGAAACGUUGGGACGAAACCUUAGAAAAACCUCCAUUAGAUUAUUCGGAGUUCUUCGAUGAGGAUACCGGCCAAACACCUGGUAUGCAAGUGUGGGAAAUUGAGAAUUUUAUACCGGCUCCUGUAGAAGAGGUUGCGCACGGCAAGUUCUUCGAAGGCGACUGCUACAUAGUACUGAAGACAACUGUUGAAGAACAAGGCCAACUCUCAUGGGACAUACACUUCUGGAUAGGCUCAAAGGCUACGUUGGACAAGGCGGCGUGUGCGGCGAUGCACGCGGUGAACCUGCGCAACCUGCUGGGCGCGCGCCGCACGCAGCGCCACGAGCAGGGCGACGAGGCGCCCGACUUCCUCGCGCUCUUCCCCACGCCGCCGCUCUACAUACAGGGCAGCCACACGCCCUCCGGCUUCUUCACCGUCGACGACCCCCAUUACGUGACUCGGCUGUAUAGAGUCCACGGCGCCGGCAACAGCAUACACCUAGAGCCGGUACCGGUGGAGGCGGGGACACUCGACCCGCGAUACGUGUUCGUCCUCGAUACGGGACUAGUUAUUUAUCUGUGGUAUGGUAAAAGAGCAAAGAACACAUUAAAGUCGAAGGCACGACUUUUUGCUGAGAAAAUAAACAAAGAAGAGAGAAAGAAUAAGGCGGAGUUGAUUGCAGAACCGCCUGGAAAGGAACCCCGCAGCUUCUGGGAGUUACUCGGCUACCAAGGAGAUAUGCCUUAUGUGCCACAGGAACACGUAGCGGACGACUUCUCUUGGCGAUCGGCGCGGCUGUACCGCGUAGAGCUGGGUAUGGGAUACCUAGAGCUGCCUCAGCCUGAGGCUACUCCUUUGGCUCGAGGUGUUCUGGCUACUCGGAAUGUCUACAUACUGGAUGCUCAUAUCGACGUGUUUGUGUGGUUUGGCAAAAAAUCAUCUCGUCUAGUAAGAGCAGCGGCUGUGAAAUUAGCUCAGGAAUUGUUCAAUAUGGUAACGAGACCUCCGCAUGCACUGGUCACGAGGUUACAAGAAGGAACUGAAACACAGGUGUUCAAAACAUAUUUCUUGGGAUGGGACGAGGUGAUCGCUGUAGACUUCACCCGAACCGCAGAAUCUGUCGCUAGGACAGGCGCCGACCUGGCUAGCUGGGCUAAACAACAGGAAACCAAAGCGGACUUAUCAGCAUUAUUUACGCCACGGCAGCCCGCCAUGGGUUGCGCGGAAGCGAAGACGUUAGCUGACGAGUGGAACGAAGACCUAGAGGCUAUGGAGGCGUUCGUACUUGAGGGACGACACUUUGUUCGUCUACCUGAUAAUGAACUGGGUGUGUUCCACAGCCAUGACUGCUACGUGUUCCUGUGUAGAUAUAUACUACCGGCUGAACCAGAAGACGAAAAUGAUGGUUUUAAUAACGAGACCGAGGAUACAGAAUCUGAAGCAGCAACUUGGGUGGUGUACUUCUGGCAAGGUCGUAAAGCGCCUAAUAUGGGCUGGUUGACUUUUACAUUCGGCCUUGAACGGAAGUUUAAACAGCUGUGCAAGAAGUUGGAGGUAGUGAGGACCCACCAGCAACAAGAGAGUCUCAAGUUCAUGUCGCACUUCCACAGGCGGUUUAUUAUCAAAGAUGGAAAAAGGAAUCAAAAACCGGAGGAAGGCCGACAGCCGGUGGAGUUAUACGAACUGCGUAGCAACGGCUCUGCACUCUGCACUCGACUGGUGCAGGUCAAGGCUGAUGCCACGCAACUGAAUAGUGCUUUCUGCUAUAUCCUGAACGUACCGCUAGAGGGCGCCAACGAAACAUCCUCGGCGAUAGUGUACGCGUGGAUUGGCAGUAAGAGCGACGCAGAUUCUGCUCGCCUCAUCGAACAAAUCGCCGAGGAAAAGUUCAAUAACCCUUGGGUCAGCUUGCAGGUGUUGAUGGAAGGAAGUGAACCAGACAACUUCUUCUGGGUGGCAUUGGGUGGUCGCAAACCGUACGAGACAGAAGCCGACUAUUUGAACUACACCAGGUUGUUCCGUUGUUCUAACGAGAAGGGAUACUUCACCGUCUCCGAGAAGUGUACUGACUUCUGUCAGGAUGAUUUAGCGGAUGACGAUAUUAUGAUCUUGGACAACGGUGAUCAAGUGUUCCUAUGGCUCGGUGCCAAGUGCUCCGAAGUUGAAAUCAAACUCGCUUAUAAAUCUGCACAGGUUUACAUCCAACAUAUGAACACAGUGCAGCCAAACAAAUCGCGCAAGUUAUUCCUAACACUCAAGAAUAAAGAAUCACGAAGGUUCACUAAGUGCUUCCAUGGCUGGGGCGAACACAAGAGACCCCCAGAGUAA
Arctia plantaginis is the source of this 3720-nucleotide messenger RNA. The record is from the annotation of a GenBank genome assembly. Lineage: Eukaryota; Metazoa; Arthropoda; Insecta; Lepidoptera; Erebidae.